CCCCAGUUAAGAACCGAAGGUUUUAAUUAACUAGACAGUACAUGGUGACUCGUAUUCUCCAAUUAAGACCAAAAAUGAUAUGUAUAUGAAUAGUUGAUAAAGAAUAAUUAGUACACCGUAUAACAAUACCGAUUCACAUACCAGAAAGUGAAAUUACAGAGAGCAUGGAAGACGAGAAAAUAGUAAAAAUGCCUGAGCUGAAUUACGAUCCCGAUCCGCGUGGUUUGGGAUACGUGUACUACGAGUCCAUGCUGAAAUACAAAGAUAAAGUGGCGCAGAUAGAGGGACUGACCGGAAAAACGGAUACCUUCGGAGAUCUACUGGAACGCUCUGUACGUACGGCUUUGAAUUUACAAGAGAGAGGUCUACGGCCUGGAGAAAUGGUGACCGCAUGCACGAAUCACCACUUGAACAGCGGUAUUCCGUUGAUAGCCUCCAUGUUUGUUGGCGCAACAGUGUCUCAUCUAGAACCAAGCAUGUCACUGAACGAAACCAUAUUUCUACUCAAGCAGGUGAUGCCAAAAAUAAUGUUCGUCGAACAAGAAUGGCUCGAAAAUAUACAAAAAGCCCUGCGGGCAAUCGACAGUGAUGCCGAGGUUAUCGUGUUUGGGGUCGAUGAUGUACUACCACCAAAUCCCAAAGAAGAGCACUUCGCGCCGCACCCUGUCGAAACGUUGAGCCAAACGGCGGUAGUGGUCUUCAGCAGUGGCACCACUGGCUAUCCCAAAGGAAUUUGUUUAAGUCACCGCUCCAUCCUAUGUCAGAUGGUCAACAAAACUGAGGGUUUGAAAACCGAAUUCGACCUGAUGGCCUCCUACGCGACACCGUACUGGCCCGCGUCCAUGUGCCUCCAAACUUUGAGUAUUACGAAGUGCAUAACUCGCCUCGUGUACCCGAAGUUUGUGCAGGAGAGAGCGUGGGAAAUGUUCGAUUACCAGGUCACGGUCGCCUUCAUUAACGCGGCGCAAGCGUCGCUUAUGAUAAGACAGGGCAAGGCUGCCGACCUCAACGACGACGCCUUAAAUGACCUUCUCAUCUUUGGUGACGUGCUAAGCGAAGAAAAGGUGCUCAAGAUGAGGGACAUGUUUCCAAAUGCCCGAGUGCACUUGAUCUACGGCCAAACGGAGAUUCCGAUGGCGACUACAAUAUUCGAUGUAUGUAACGAACGAGACCUGGAGCUCAUGAGGGGAAAGCCAAACUCCGUCGGCACCGGACUGUAUGGGAUGGCGUACAAAAUUGUCGAAGUGGACACCUCGGCGGUCCUCGGCCCGAAUCAACGCGGCGAGCUGCGCGUGAAGACCCAAUUCCAAACCAGCGGAUACCUCGGUCGGGACUCGUCGGGCAUUUGGGACGCCGACGGAUGGAUGAAAACCGGCGACCUGGCUUACUACGACCAAGAUCGCUGCUUCUACAUCGUUGGGCGUGUGAAGGAGAUGUUCAAGUUUCGAGAGUGGCACAUCAUACCUACCGUUCUCGAGGACAUCUUAGCGACCCAUAAGGCCGUCGAAAGCGUCGCCGUUAUAGGUGUUCCGCACGAAAUGGACGGUCACCGGCCCAUGGCUCUGGUGGUGUUAAAGGAAUCGUACCAAAACACUAAGGCAGAUGACAUCGAUAGCUUUUUGGUGGGGAAAAUAAACGAUCGACAGCGUCUAAGGGGUGGAAUCAGGUUUGUUUCCAAGUUACCCUUAACAGCAACUGGGAAAAUUGACCGAAAAAAACUAAGAGAAUUAUAUACAUAGUUUGUAUUUUUCAAAUAAAGAGGGUUUUAAGUAAAUG
This is a messenger RNA of Photinus pyralis (common eastern firefly), 1776 nucleotides long. Its product is annotated as 4-coumarate--CoA ligase 1-like. The coding region runs from base 165 to 1739 and encodes 524 amino acids. The transcript is spliced from 4 exons. Lineage: Eukaryota; Metazoa; Arthropoda; Insecta; Coleoptera; Lampyridae. Gene Ontology annotation, biological process: fatty-acyl-CoA biosynthetic process; long-chain fatty acid metabolic process. Gene Ontology annotation, molecular function: long-chain fatty acid-CoA ligase activity. The record is from RefSeq and is a predicted model, not a curated record.